CCGGGUUUGGAUUGAACCGUCUCUCAGCACCGAGUGCUUAUUAACCGAGCUGCACCCUUCAGCGGUGAGGAGGGAGAAACACGGGGUUUACUGCCACGGUGUUUGGCUCGUUUGUGCUUCUGCUUGCGAGCUGGACCUUCAGCGAGUCUCACUCAGCCGGGUCAGGCAGACACACCGCUAGCGGGUUAUGUGUGUGUGUGUUUGGAACAGGGCUGGAUACAAUUUAAACCUGCUUCGUUCACUAAAGAGAAACCUAACUGGUGCACUUUUAGUUCCUGCCUUUUUACCCAGAGCAUUAUGAAAGAAGACUGAUGUUAACAGACUCGUCUGCAGGCUGUAAAUGAUAUCGCGGAUCUCGGAACGGUUUCAGCUCCUGGUUUAUUUUGGACUUUUCGGUGUUAUGGUGGACAUGCUGAAGACUCAGAGUCUGCUGUGUGUCCGCACUUUCUUCGGCGUGACGUCCAAGUUAUGGAGUUUAUUUUUGUACAUCCUCAGGAAACCGCUAAGAACAGUAAUCCAAUAUCAGACGGUUCGAUAUGACAUUUUACCCUUGUCACCCUUGUCUAGAACCAGGCUCAAUGCAGUGAAACGGAAGAUUCUAGUUUUAGACCUCGAUGAGACGUUGAUUCACUCUCAUCAUGAUGGGGUUCUGAGACCAACAGUACGGCCUGGCACUCCACCAGACUUUAUCCUUAAAGUUGUUAUAGACAAGCACCCAGUUAGGUUUUUUGUGCAUAAAAGGCCCCAUGUGGACUUUUUCUUGGAGGUGGUCAGUCAGUGGUUCGAGCUCGUGGUGUUCACCGCCAGCAUGGAAAUCUACGGCUCUGCAGUAGCGGACAAACUGGACAACAACAAGGGCAUACUAAAUCGCAGAUACUACAGACAGCAUUGCACGCUGGAUCUGGGUAGUUAUGUAAAAGACUUGUCCAUCAUACAUAGUGAUCUUUCCAGUAUAGCAAUACUUGACAACUCGCCUGCGGCGUAUCGCAGUCAUCCAGAUAACGCAAUACCUAUAAAAUCAUGGUUCAGUGAUCCCAGCGACACAGCUCUUCUUAACCUUCUGCCAAUGUUGGAUGCACUAAGAUUCACAGCUGAUGUUCGGUCCGUCCUUAGCCGCAACCUGCACCAGCAUCAACUCUGGUGAUCAUCCCACCGAGAGUUGCAUUUUUAACUUUGCAUCCAGACUCUGUCCCUCAGUUUCGAUGGCUCUUUUGUACAACACCAGCAUAAGCAUGAUGAGGUGAAGGUCCAAAGUGAACUUGACUGAAGGAAGUUAAGAAGUCUGGGAUCAUGUUUUCCAUUUGUGUCCUUUCCAUUUUUAAACUGGAGUUUCUGCCCUUAAUUUCUUCUGGAAUAUUGUGUGAGGACUGCACACAAAGCCAUGAGCAUCAAGGCAGAACCCAGAAGGAACACUUUUAUUCAUACAGUGCCAUAGUUUUAAUACGACAGACUUUAAUGAAUCUGUAUUUCUCAGGUUAUUGAUGAUGGACAAUGUUCUUUCGUCACUGUGAUUAUGUGGCAAAACAAUGAGCAAUAAUUUGGAAUAAUUUUAUUAUUUUUUUUUUUUCUCCUCGGCUUUCCUUCUCUAAGUAAAGUUGUUGUAGCCAUCAGUUUGGGAGAAGUUUGUGGGAAAGUCAGUGUCCCUGAGUUUAUUUAAUUUAAAUGUAAUUUUUUUAAAUAUAUAAACUCUUUGGCAAUACUUGAUGGAUGAGCAUUGAGACAAGAGUAUAACGAUUUUAAUGUGAUGUAUAAUUUAGACUUGGAGUCUCAAGUACAUAUCUGGGUGUCCUUUGUACACAGUCUUUGUAACAACACUUUAUAUUUUGUGAUGUGUAAUGUAAGGAUUGUUACAGUGUCAUCUUUAAAGACGGGAGUAUGUAAUGGUUUAUGUAUUCACGGGCAGUUGGCAAUUUUAUAUGACGGAUAUGUUGAAUGUUUUCCCCAACCUAUUUUUAAUCAAGGUCUCUGAAUACAUCCUGAAUUGUUUCUAUUCUUUUGAAAGGCAUAAUAAUAAUUUGUGGGAAGUUUUCAUAGAACUAAGUGUUUUGUUGCAGACUUCAAAAGGGGGAAAAAAAAGUUUUAUUUUCUUCACACAUUUGUACUGAACAGUCUGCAAAACAGUCGCUGUUUCAAUGUUGUUUUAUGUUUACCCUGGUUGAUUCCAAAUCUAAUAUUCUGCUCAAGUCUCAGGGCAGCUCGUUGAACUCCAGUCCUGAGAGUAAUAAAACACAAAAGUGUGAA
Messenger RNA from Clarias gariepinus (North African catfish), 2241 nucleotides. It is a transcript of the gene ctdnep1b, whose product is annotated as CTD nuclear envelope phosphatase 1b. Gene Ontology annotation, molecular function: protein serine/threonine phosphatase activity. The record is from RefSeq and is a predicted model, not a curated record. Lineage: Eukaryota; Metazoa; Chordata; Actinopteri; Siluriformes; Clariidae. The transcript has 7 exons. Bases 341 to 1144 code for a protein of 267 amino acids.